Cherax quadricarinatus is the source of this 2471-nucleotide messenger RNA. Its product is annotated as sex peptide receptor-like. NCBI's taxonomy places the organism in Eukaryota, Metazoa, Arthropoda, Malacostraca, Decapoda, Parastacidae. The record is from RefSeq and is a predicted model, not a curated record. Gene Ontology annotation, molecular function: G protein-coupled receptor activity. Gene Ontology annotation, cellular component: membrane. Gene Ontology annotation, biological process: G protein-coupled receptor signaling pathway.
UUGGAGAGAGGACUGUGGCUCCUGCCGCUUCCUGACACACUAGCACUGGCACUCUCACCAUGCGGAGGCUUGCGAACACGGAACAGCCGCCAAUAUUCACUCAUCCUCCACAACAGUGUUGACAAAGACUUCAUUUGUUUUAACUUUUGACAAAAAAAUAAGAAACUUUGAUCUCAGUGGAUGCAACAGUGUUUUAAUUCCGUGGUAUAAGAACACCCUUGACUAAUUAUAUAGUGUCACUAUUCUAUAAUACGAACAUAAUAUGCUGGUUAUUAGACGAUAUUAAUUAGGCGAUCGGGAAUUGAGAUAUACAACUGAAAUAAUUUUUCGUGUCUUGGGAACCCUCUUCAAGUCAUUAAAUCCAAAAGGAUGACUGAAAGAAAUAUUGAAUUGGUAUUGAUGCUUGCAUGACCCUACCAGCUGUCAUGUAAUCACAGCCUUCACUUGAAUCACCAACACAAUGGACACUGAAAGAUUGGCAGUCACCGGCAGCAAUGUGUCUGAGAGCAAUUUCCUGCUGGUGAACAAGACUUGUGGGAGCGGCAACGCGACUGACUUCCUCAAUGUUAGUAAUCUGUAUCCUCUGGACCUGGCUAUGCCACUCUAUGGGUACGCUAUGCCAGUGUUGCUACUGGUGACUACUGUGGCCAACACUAUCAUCGUGGCUGUUUUAUGGCAGCAUCACAUGCGAUCUCCAACAAAUGCGGUGCUCAUGGCUAUGGCGCUCUCAGACAUGCUCACUGUGCUCUUCCCAGAGCCCGUGUUCUUCUACAUGUACACUCUGAACAACCACGCUAAGCCCCUCUAUCCCCAGGCUGCUUGCUACGCCUGGGGCUUCUUGCAUGAGGACAUCCCUAACUUGUUCCACACGGCUUCCAUCUGGCUGACGGUGGCCCUGGCGGUACAGCGGUACAUCUACGUGUGUCACCCUCCUGUGGCUCGCACCUGGUGCACGCUACCCCGUGUUAUCAAGGCUAUCAUCUGGAUCUUCAUCUUUGCCACCAUCCACCAGGCGCCCAAGAUUUUUGACACAGUGUACGACUCCACAGAAGUUGAAUGGCAGGGCGAGUGUGUGUGUGUUUGUAACGAGAGAUUCAGAGACUGGGUGACCCAGAUUACCCCAAACAUCUACUUCCCGAUCUACUUCUGGUUCCGGGUGGUGUUUGUGCACUUGGGUCCGUGCACGGUGCUCGUGGUGCUCAACUUUCUCCUCUUCAGGGCCAUGAAGGAGGCACAGAAGCGCAGGAAGAAACUUCUACAUGACAAAAAGUCAAAGAGGGAGUGCAAGAAACUGAGUGACUCCAACUGUACCACACUGAUGUUGAUAGCUGUGGUGUCAGUGUUCCUGGUGACAGAGAUUCCCCUGGCAGUAAUCACACUCCUUCACAUCAUCUCCAACAUGGGCAUCGUUAUAUUCUCCAACGAUUCCUACUACAUGCUCAUGUAUUUCUUCAUCAUCUCCAAUUCCUUCAUCAUAUUCUCCUACCCCAUCAACUUUGCCAUCUACUGUGGCAUGUCGCGACAGUUCAGAGAAACAUUCAGCGACCUCUUCAUUCGAAGACGCAGCGCACCGCGAAGAAAAGAUUCGACCCAAUACUCGACAAACAACAGUCGUCCACGCACCAGCCGCCCUGGCACCUCGGAGACUGUUGUAUUAGGUAAGGGGGCAUUAACUGAUGGCAACGCCACAAAGCAUCCUUUAGUUGAUAGCCAUCUCUCACCCAAGAUGUCGAAUACAAGUUCACUCGAUAACGGUACCCGCAGCUCGGUUGCCAGCGUGUUAGACCCACCAGCAGAGAACACUAUGAUGUUGCCACAGGAGUACAGGAAAGCCGAGCCCAAGAACUCAGAUCAGGAGUCCAAAUCCACAGCAGAUGACUGUGUUUUAGAGACGUUAGAGGCAGUGACACCGACGUUCUCUCAAAAUACAAAGCCCGGGAACAAGGAAGACAGCAAGGUGCAUGUGAACGCACACAAGGUAGAGGGUCGAAGUAGUCCCGCCUCUGGCGGCCUCAGAGUUCACUUCGUGAAUCUAGCAGCGAGUAGCAGCGACACUCUAGACUCAGAUACAGACGAAAACAGCGUUCCAAUAUUCAGUGAAACAGUUUUAUAAACAUGUAAUUCUCCCUAUAACCCACCACGGAUAAGUGACGAGUUUUAUCCCGUAAGAUAAAUGGACACAAAUGCAACUAAAGUGACAUUUUGUCGGUAAUCCAACAAUUAUUACGAAUUUUGUUCCUUUUCAGUAACACAAACAUUAAGGACAGUGCUAAAAGUAGGUUCAUCGCAACGUAGGAACUUUAGAAUAAAACAUAUAGCAAUACGAAAGUCAACCUAUUUAAGUUUACCCUCAAUACCUAGCGACGCCAGAAAAAUCUCGUUAUACUACGAGAUGAUGUGAGGGCUAAACGGAAUUACGAGUAUAGGUUACUACCUGGAGUAUACCUGGAGUAUACCUGGAGUAUACCUGG